Molecule: messenger RNA, 2465 nt
Organism: Sciurus carolinensis (gray squirrel)
Lineage: Eukaryota; Metazoa; Chordata; Mammalia; Rodentia; Sciuridae
Gene: Chn1
Product: chimerin 1
Exons: 14
Coding region: 368-1747 (459 amino acids)
Biological process (GO): positive regulation of GTPase activity; regulation of small GTPase mediated signal transduction; ephrin receptor signaling pathway
Molecular function (GO): GTPase activator activity; ephrin receptor binding
Source: RefSeq, a predicted model, not a curated record
AGGGGCAGGCGGGAGGAGGCGAAGUGGCCGAGCUCGUGGGAGACGCUAUCGCAAGAUGGCGUCUGCGAGGCCGCGGGAUGCGGAGUGAGCGCGCCCCGCCGGGGGCUCUGCGAGGCUGCUCCGCUCCCGCCGCCGCCGCCGCCGCCACUGCGGCGCCGCCUCCCUGCCGGCCACUGCGCCGCGGCCAAGCCUCUCCGCCUCGCAGCGGCCCCCAGCGUCCGGGCCUGCAGCUUCUCCUGCCACGCCCCUCGGCCACCCGCUCCCUCCGAGGUGUGAGCGCGUCAGGCCGAUGCGGUGAUCUCUGGCCCGCCUGGGAGGAGCGCGUGGACUGGCGGGCGGAGGCGAGCAGGCGGCGAGCGCCUUUACAAUGGCCCUGACCCUGUUUGAUACAGAUGAAUAUAGACCUCCUGUUUGGAAAUCUUACCUAUAUCAGCUGCAACAGGAAGCUCCUCAUCCUCGAAGAAUUACAUGUACUUGUGAGGUAGAAAACAGACCAAAGUAUUAUGGAAGAGAGUUUCACGGCAUGAUCUCCAGAGAAGCAGCUGACCAGCUCUUGAGUGUGGCUGAGGGGAGCUACCUCAUUCGGGAGAGUCAGCGGCAACCAGGAACCUACACUUUGGCUUUAAGAUUUGGAAGUCAAACCAGAAACUUCAGGCUCUACUACGAUGGCAAGCACUUUGUUGGGGAGAAACGCUUUGAGUCCAUCCACGAUCUGGUGACUGAUGGCUUGAUUACUCUCUAUAUUGAAACCAAGGCAGCAGAAUACAUUGCCAAGAUGACGAUAAACCCAAUUUAUGAGCACAUAGGAUACACAACCUUAAACAGAGAGCCAGCAUACAAAAAACACAUGGCAGUCCUGAAAGAGACACAUGAUGAGAGAGAUGCUGCAGGCCAGGAUGGGGUAUCAGAGAAAAGGUUGACAUCACUUGUUAGAAGAGCAACUCUGAAAGAAAAUGAGCAAAUUCCAAAAUAUGAAAAGGUUCACAAUUUCAAGGUCCAUACAUUCCGAGGACCACACUGGUGUGAAUACUGUGCCAACUUCAUGUGGGGCCUCAUCGCUCAGGGAGUGAAAUGUGCAGAUUGUGGUUUGAAUGUUCAUAAGCAGUGUUCCAAGAUGGUCCCAAAUGACUGUAAGCCAGACUUGAAGCAUGUGAAGAAGGUGUAUAGCUGUGAUCUUACGACACUUGUGAAAGCCCACAUCACCAAGCGGCCAAUGGUGGUGGACAUGUGCAUCAGGGAGAUCGAGUCUAGAGGUCUUAAUUCUGAAGGACUAUACCGAGUAUCAGGAUUUAGUGACCUAAUUGAAGAUGUCAAGAUGGCCUUUGACAGAGAUGGUGAGAAAGCAGAUAUUUCUGUGAACAUGUAUGAAGAUAUCAACAUUAUCACUGGUGCGCUUAAACUGUACUUCAGGGAUUUGCCAAUUCCACUCAUCACAUAUGAUGCCUACCCUAAGUUCAUAGAGUCUGCCAAGAUUAUGGAUCCUGACGAGCAAUUGGAAACCCUUCAUGAGGCACUGAAACUCCUGCCCCCUGCUCACUGCGAAACCCUCCGGUACCUCAUGGCUCAUCUAAAGAGGGUGACCCUCCACGAAAAGGAAAAUCUUAUGAGUGCAGAAAACCUUGGAAUUGUUUUCGGUCCAACCCUUAUGAGAUCCCCAGAACUAGAUGCAAUGGCGGCAUUGAACGAUAUACGAUACCAGAGACUGGUGGUGGAGCUGCUUAUCAAAAAUGAAGACAUUUUAUUUUAGAUUUUUAAUUUCAGGGGGAAAGAAAUGUUUUACAGAUGAAGGAAUGUUUUAUAGUAAUUUAAUUGGCUCCAUUAGCUGAAUUAUUUCUCCGUUAGAGGUUUGGGCAAAUAACCAGAUUAAAAUGAAGGAACUUUCUGUUGUUUCUGUAGCGCUGCUCAGCUGUCCUUGUAAAACAGUGAACACACGCUUUCCGGUUCUAGUAAUCCUGGGUGUUUAUCAUGUUAAGAGAAACUCAAGCUAUUGCAUGAUUACCCCCUACUUGGUAAGGAAACUCCAUGCCAAGGAAACAGCAGACCUGCACCCGCACCGCCUCCCCAUCCUGGGUAGUCUGUGGUUGUGAUCCAGCAUGUUUCACAGAGUAAACCUGUUGUGACUUUGCUUUUGGGGUCCAUGCCUUUGGUUUCUAAUGCUUGUACAAACAUGCACACACGAGUGGAUAAACAGCACCCCUGGCUGUCGUAUUACCAUAGACUAUAUCAUAUGCUGACUUUCCACAGAUGGUUUAUUUCCAGUUUUUCUUAGCUCUUCUCUAACAUAGUACUUUCUUUCCAGCAAAAGCAAAAUGUGUUUUCAGAUUUGUUACUUUAAUAAGUUAUCCUACCAAUAAAAAUGUACAACACAGAGCAUCUUCUGUUAAAUUAUCUUUGGUUUUCAGUUGUAAUUUUGUAUUUUUAUCUGGCAUGCAUUUAUUAAUUUAUUAAAAUUGGCUUUUAGAAAU